AUGUUUGAAGAGGAAAGCUUGUCAUCAUGGGAGACGUGGGAGCCAUGGGAUCCGAGGUACAUCAAUGACACCUCCAACAUCUCUGUGUCCUAUCCAGGCUGGGAUGUGCCGUACAGCCCUCGGUUUGAUUCCGUAUCCAUCGUCAUGCCUGUGAUAUACGGGCUGAUAUGUGCAGUAGGACUUGUGGGUAACGGUAUCGUCCUGUACGUCAUGGCUCGUCACUCCAAACUGAGAAGCCCGGCAGACAUCUUCAUCUUCAACUUGGCCUUGGCGGACGAGCUCUUCAUGCUGGGAAUGCCGUUUCAGAUUCACCAGUUUGCCUCUGAAGAGUGGGCGUAUGGUGCAGUCAUGUGUAAGAUCGUCAUGGCCAUGGACGCGCAGAAUCAGUUCACCUCCACCUACGUCAUGACCGUCACCGCCGUCGACCGCUAUCUGGCUGUCAAUCAUCCCGUGCGUUGCCUGGGUUACCGGACACGAUUUGCGGCAGUUGUCGUGAAUGUCGGCACCUGGGUGGCGUCAGGCUUGUCCAUACUUCCGGUGUGGAUAUACGCCUCCCAAGUGCAGAAUCGGGACGGAACCAACGUCUGCAUUCUCAAGUUGCCCAACCCUGACGGCAUCUACAACUUUACUAUCUACCACUUCUGCCUGGGCUUCCUGGUGCCACUGGUGGUGACCACAGCCUGUUGUCUCCUCAUGAUCCAUCGACUCAACAACACAAUAGCGCCCUCUGGCAACCAGCAGCCGCAUCACAAUCACCACAAGUCCACCAAGCGGCUCCUGGUGUGCAUCGUGUUGGUCUUCAUCGCCUGCUGGCUGCCCUUCCAUGUUGUCCAGCUGGUCAAUCUGACGAUGACCGGUCCACCUUCGUACAGCUUCAUCGUGGGGUACUUCUUCAGCAUGUGUAUGGGUUAUGCCAAUAGCUGUUUCAACCCGCUCCUGUACGCCUUCGUGGGAAAGAACUUCCGGAAACACUGGCGGAAGGCGCACGCGAGGGGCCUGACCGGGCGGCAGCAGCGGCGAAUCGCCCCCGACAACCAGCCCGGGGACAACAACACCAGUCAGCGGGCCGGGUCAGCCUACCAGCCGGCCGUGUGGCAGACCGGGACCCGGGAAACCAUCCCCUCCGGCUCGUCAGCUAUCGACCUCCGAGAAAACACGGCGGUGGUCGGGACGGAGCGAGCGGGACCAAGCAACCUGCUGUCGGUAGAGUCGAGUCUGCCAUCGCAAGCACAUUUCUUGAGGAAACCCGUCAUGGAAAUGCAACUGUAGUUAGUAAUAGGAGAGUCAUAGGGUCACCGUUGGGGUUAUACUGCCUCUUAAGGGAGGACACAUACCCUUUCUUCUACUUUAUACAAGACGGGAUGCGCCAGGUCCCCCAUUAUGUGCAACUAGUGUAACCUUCUUAAAUAAUUUCUAAGAUAUCAAGGAGUGCCUACGACUAAAUAUAAGACCUCAAGAUUCUCUUGCCAGAUUGUGAAAGAUUGAAUAAUUUUAACCUAGGAUGUAACCUAGCAUACCAAAAGUCAAACGGAAUCCCGGCUCUAGUUGCUCGGGAGUAAUGGUAGGACACUUGACACAGAUUCUUAGGGGCCUUGGGUUCGAAUGUUGUGACAUGAAAAAACACCACCUUGCGAUACUUUCUUUUUUAAUGUGCACCAGGAUGGCGCUUAGGAACAACAAAUUUACGGCGGAUCCAAGAUGGCAGAUCCCAGGUUGUAGCUUAUGUAUGAUGUCAUUUUAUGACGUCGUUGCUCUUGCCAUUGACAACAGACGACUUAGCAUACAUUGAUUUUUAUUGUUACUUACCUGACGUGUGUAUGUCGAUAUGAUCUACCACUGCUUACCAAGCAUAAGAUAGAAGAGUUCAUAUGUACUAGUAUUUGAACAAUCAUAUGUUACUUGCGUCUGUACCAUAUUGCAUCUUCAAUUUUGCACAAGUUAACCAUACUACAACACUAUUUAUUCAAGAUAUUUCUCUGUUUUGCACUGUAUCUAUUAGUAAGUUGUCUUGGCGUUCUGGAGUCUUGAGUAUAGACAUGGGUUCAUCUGCCCGGUUUUACAGUGAUUUUAAGUGGAUAUUUAGUUGGAUAUCUAGGAAACUAAUUUGCAUAUUAUGCUAAUGCAAUUUUCUCCUUGUUCUUGUCGUUGUAUAAUGACGUUCACUGUUCCGAGUACGUAUUUGGUGCAAUUUCUGUCGCUACAAAUACGUACUCUCCAAGCAGAGGUUAGGCUCCGGCUGUUUUUAACGCAUUUUUGUUUUGUUUUUAUCAAGCUUUCAAUUUAGUCAUUUUUCUUGACGUACGCCAGCCAAACAUUAGGUUUUGACAGUACAAGAUUCCAUGAUAAAGUAGAAAGCCCGAUAAAAACGACUAAAAACGUUUUAAAACAACCGGAGUCUAACCUCUGCUCGGAGAUUACGUAUUUGGAGCGACAGGAAUUGUGGGGUGGGGAAAAUUUCAAAUGUGAAGGCCCCUGACUUGUUGGUCGUGCUCGUAUUGAACAUUGCCUCGAUUUGCAAGACAAUGUUAGGGCGUGAUUUGUUUAUGUUCUUGUUCUUGUUUGAAUACUGGGUAACACCCCUUAGUGUUGGGGCAAUCCACCCAGGGCGAAGUAUUACUGUUUUAUUGGCCGUUCCUCAGGUCUUCCUUGACGAAAAAAAAAAAACUUGAUAGGAUUAGCUUGAAGUUGAAUAUGGUAGAUUAUUCCAGUCGAUAAUGGUUCUUGGGAAACAUGAGUUUGUUGGUCUAGGGAAGUCUGUACGAGCUUGGGUGAUUAUUUCGUGAUUGCCUUGGGUUCAGCUGCAAAUAGGAACCAACCGGCAGGGCUAGGACAUUUUGUCUAGAUUUCUGAAGAAUUGUUAGUCUGUUGGCUGCUCUUAUAUUUUUGAGUGUAUCCCAUUCUAAGUCUGAGACUAGUUUAGUGGCGCUUGACUGAGAAUUUGGACUGUUAGGUACAUUUAAAACAAACCUGGCCGCUCUUUGUUGGACCGCUUCUAGUUCGGAAAUGCCUCUGGGGCCUUCACCUUUGACAUAUUACCCAUACUUGCUGUCACGGCACAUGCGUACACGAAACCUUGCACAUGCUUAUUGAGUACUAGGGAAAAGUAACAUAAAGAACAACUAUAUCCUUUAUAGCAGCUGUUAGAUUUAAGAUUAGUUAUGUUUACCUUCACGGAGAGGAAAUAUUGUUAUUGCUCCGAUACUUCUUCUCCAGACAAAUAAGGUCAAUGACCUGAACCAGACUGCGGUCACCAUGGUUACCGGAUAUGUGAUUGACAAUGUAGCAAGUGGCAGGACAGGCGCUGGUCUUUAAAUGUCUUUGGGUACGAAUAAACAAUGCAGUAUUUUGUAAUACCAUAUAAUGUGAAGGUAAACACCACGCAUUUGCCUGCAAAUACUCCAUUUCUGGUUUAGUUUGUAUAAUUUGCUUUUAGCACAGAAUUUCAUCUCUAACUUUUUACAUGCAAUUUGUUUUACGUUUUAUUGAUCCUCUUGGAUGUCAUCCAUUUUGGAUGAUAGGACUACC
Molecule: messenger RNA, 3525 nt
Organism: Branchiostoma floridae (Florida lancelet)
Lineage: Eukaryota; Metazoa; Chordata; Leptocardii; Amphioxiformes; Branchiostomatidae
Product: melanin-concentrating hormone receptor 1-like
Exons: 5
Coding region: 1-1269 (422 amino acids)
Biological process (GO): neuropeptide signaling pathway
Cellular component (GO): membrane; neuron projection
Molecular function (GO): neuropeptide binding; G protein-coupled receptor activity
Source: RefSeq, a predicted model, not a curated record